CAGUCAACCCGCGUGUAGCCGUUCUGGCUCCAGCCGCUGGCGGCUCUGGCGGCAGGCCCCGCAGUUCCGAGGGACCUGCCGCGGCCGCCCAGGUGGCCUCCGUGGAUGCAGCCGCUCGAGCUGGCCGGCCGCCUGGAGGUGCUCCUCUCCGUCACCGGCAGGGAGCGCUCCUCCGUCUCGCAGCACCUGCAGCGGGACCUGGCCAGCCUCGAGGCGCCCGACGUGUGCGCGCUGCUGCACUUCUGCGAGCGGCUGCAGCCGAGGGAGGCCGCCGCCACGGGGACGAGGCUACUCGUGAAGGCCUGCGAGGGCCGCGGCGACCUGUCGCUGGCGGAGCUGAUGGGCCUGCAGCUAGACACCCUGCUGAGGCUCGUGCGGGGCUGCCCGGCCCUCGCGCGGGCGCCCGCGGACGAUCCGGAGCUGGCGGACGGGCUGCUGGCCAAGCUCCUGUGCUGGUGCGAGGGCGGGGCCGCGGUGGACGCCGGCACCGCGGCGCGGCGGGUGGGCUGUGGGCUGCCGGCGCUGGAGGCCGUGGGGCUCUUCGGCCUCGCCGCCGUGCUCCCCGGGGAGACCCUCCAGUCUCUGCUGCAGCAGGUGCUCUGGCAGGCGCCAGGGCCGUCCCUGGGGCAGCUGAAGGAGGCGGGGGCCGCAGCGCCGGGGCUGAGGCCGCGGAUGCUGUGGCUGGCGCUGGAGGGCUGCCGCCGAGGAGAGGGCCUCCUCGACCCGCGCGAGCUCGUGAAGCUCAGCCACCGCUGGGGGGUGGUGGACGAGCAGGUGAUGGUCGCGCUGGAGGAGCUGCUGCAAGCGUUGCGAAUGGCGAGUCGUCCUCCACGCCCGCGUCCGAGCCUGGCGACGUGGCGGCGGCCCCCGACGGCGGCGCGCUGCCCCGGCUGCGGCUCCGGGGCGACCAGCGCGUCGUUCUCGUCGACGGCUCGCCAGAGUCCGAGGAGGCCCUCGGCUCCGCCACGCUGCGGGCCGCGGCGGCCGUGGAGGGCGGCGCGGGCGUGCGCGUGGGCGUGGACGCGGAGUGGCGCGACCCCCGCCCCGUGUCGUUGCUGCAGCUGGCGGUGCAGAUCGACGGGGAAGAGGAGACGACCGUCUUUCUGGUGGACAUGGUCCCAGCGCCGCACGAGUCGGUGCUGCUGCACUGUCGUCGGCUGCUCACCCCGCACUCCGCGCUUCCAGGGCGCCACGAGGUGCUGGCAUGGGGUCCCAGGGAGGACCAGCGGCGCCUCGUGGCCGCCGGGGUGCUGCCGGAGCCUUGCGACGGGGGUGAGCCCCCCGUAUUUGCCAGGUGGGUCGAUCUUCAGCGAGCGGGGUGGCCGAUGGGUCCGCAGCCCAGCCUCCGCGCGGUCGUCGGCCACUGCUUGGGCGCAGACCUGGCCACUGGCGGCGCGCAAAGAGAGGGUGCCGUUCCUGCUGCCGUCCGAGCUGAACAGGCUGAUGCGCAAGCUGCGGGGCAUUGGGAUCGACUCUGUGCUGCUGCCAGAGGGCGCCUCGCUGCAGGCGCUCGCCAGCACGGCGAAGAGAGAGGACCGAGUGAUACUGGCGCGGCCAGGCAAGAGGCAGCUCGGCGCGGAGGCGCUGGGGCGGACCUACUUCGUGCGCGCGGAACGGCCCGAUGAGCAGCUCCAGGAGGUCAUCGACGUCUUCGGCGUGCGCGUAGACUCGCAGAACAUCUGCGGGCGUUGCGUCGAGUGCAACGCGUCGAAUUGGGUCGCCUGCGGGAGCGACGAGGUGCGGGGCGAGGUCGCGGACAAGGUGCUCGCGCGGUACCAGGAGUUCUGGCGGUGCGGCGGCUGCGGCAAGGUGUUCUGGGAGGGGAGCAUGUUCGAGAAGGCCGUCAGCCACUUCCGCACCUUCGUCCCCUGCGAGCGCUCUGGCGGUGGCGGCGGCGGGGCCUCGGAGGGCAGUGCCCCGCCGAGCGUCUCGACCAGCCAGGGCGCUGGCGAGGCGCCUGCCACCGCACAGAAGUACCUGGACAUGCGCCAGCGCGGCCUGUCGGGCCAGCGCGUGCGCGCGCAGAUGGUCCGCGACGGCAUCCUGGCCGCGGGCCAGCUGCCGCUGCCCCGGUGCGCGCUCGACGAGGGGCCAGGGCCCUGCGCGGCGGCCGCCUGGUCCGGCGCCGCCAGCCUCGUGCGGUCGCUGUUUGAGGCCGAGCUGGCCGCGGGGCGCGACCCGGGUGCCGCGGCAGCGGCGGCGCUGCGAGCGGCGGCGGCGGCGUCUGGCGCCUGAGGCGUGGACAUCGGAGCCUCGCCCGCACGCGCGCACACGCCGCAGCGCGGUCACGGUUCGAGGCGCAGGCGCCUCAACUCCUGGCCUGGGCUGGCGUGGGAGAAGCGGGCUCGGCCCACGCUGCGCGCGAGGCAAGUCGGCGUCCCCGCCUCGCGGCCGACCCGCGCUGCACCAGGUCGAGGACGUCGCCGCCCUCCUCAGCGGCGCGGGCCCCGCCGCCACAUUCAACACCUCCAAGCCUCGGACGCACCGUGAACGCUCUCCAUGAUCGGGGGCUCGGUCGCUGCGCCGCUGGAGCGCCGAGGGACGCCGCCGCGCGCGUGAGAUGGCGCGGGCGACCCGCCGCGGCUGUGUCCGCGGGCGCGUGCCACUCCCGAGGUCGGGGUUGGGACGGUCCUGGCGAUGACGACCUGUGCCGCAGGGCUCGGCGUUGCUGGGGCGGGCGCGCGGAGCCGAGCCGCCCGCCACUGGACGCAGAGGGCCCGCGCGCGCGGGACCUCUGGCGGAUUUUCCUCUGCUCGGGUCGAGGUUU
Molecule: messenger RNA, 2767 nt
Organism: Prorocentrum cordatum
Lineage: Eukaryota; Dinophyceae; Prorocentrales; Prorocentraceae
Source: the annotation of a GenBank genome assembly